Molecule: messenger RNA, 4185 nt
Organism: Aureobasidium melanogenum CBS 110374
Lineage: Eukaryota; Fungi; Ascomycota; Dothideomycetes; Dothideales; Saccotheciaceae
Exons: 2
Coding region: 1-4185 (1394 amino acids)
Biological process (GO): transmembrane transport
Cellular component (GO): membrane
Molecular function (GO): ATP binding; ATP hydrolysis activity; ABC-type transporter activity
Source: RefSeq, a predicted model, not a curated record
AUGGCUGAGAAAGAGGUGAACGAGCUGCCAGUCUACAGACCAGAUGGUCGCCGCCUUGGUGUUGUUUUCGAGAACAUCACCGUCACAGGCGUAGCAGCAGAAGAAAACACAGUCACAGAUUUCGCCCAGGUGCUAGAGAACAUCAUCACAUUACCCUACCAGGCUGUAAAAUUAUUCGCUGGCAACCGCCGAAAGAAUGUUCGCAACUUGAUCCAAGAUGUUUCUGGAGUCGUUCAGCCUGGAGAAACGCUACUCGUACUAGGAACUCCUGGAGCCGGAUGCUCGACGACACUACGUGCCAUUGCUAGUGAUAUCGAGUCUUUUGUUGGUGUAGAAGGUCAGGUCGACUAUUCUACUAUCCCUUCCGCUGAAGCCAGAAAGUUGUACAAGUCGGAGAUUGUCUAUAACAACGAGGAGGACAACCAUUUCCCAAAGCUGUCUGUUGGAAAUACGCUCGAUUAUGCCUUGGAAUUGCGCAAGCCAGCAAAGGACGAACAAAAGAAGGCCGACUUCAAGCAGAACAUGCGAUCAAAACUUCUUGACAAGUUUGGCAUUUCGCACACCAUCAACACCAUUGUCGGAAACUCUUUUGUAAGAGGUGUAUCUGGUGGUGAGCGCAAGCGUGUGUCACUGGCUGAAGUCUUGACGACAAAUCCGGCUGUUGCAUGUUUCGACAAUCCUUCUCGUGGUCUGGAUUCUUCAUCUGCUCUCGCCUUCUGUCGCCUACUCAAGGAUAUGUCGAGAAAGACUGGCAUGGCCAACAUUGUCACCAUGUAUCAAACAUCACAAUCCAUCUACGAUCAAUGCUUCGACCGUGUACUCGUCCUUUACAAGGGCAGAAUGAUCUUCUCUGGAAGAGCCGCUGCUGCACGUCAAUACUUCAUCGAUCUUGGUUACCACUGCGAACCCAGACAGACCACACCUGAUUUUUUGACUGCCGUCACAUCCGUGACCGAGCGAACUGUUCGCAGCGACCAUGUUGGCCCCGUCCCUUCGACACCAGACGAGUUCGCACAGGCUUUCAGAGAGAGCGCGUUUUACACAGAGAUGCAACAGGAUAUCGCAGCCUACCGCGCCGAGCACGCUUCGAACGCAUCUUACGUCAACGACUUCAAGGCUGAAGUCCAGCGAGUCCGCUCAUCUGGUGUCAGCAAGACAGCGGCAGAGCCACACUCGCUACCCCAGCAAGUCGUUACCGCCAUGAAACGUCACUACCAACUCACCUGGGGUGAUCGUAACACUCUCUACACCCUCCUCAUGCUCAAUGCUGUCAACGCUGUCAUUACUGGUUCCGCUUUCUACAUGGCACCUAAGACUGCAACUGGUUCUUACGAGCGUGGUGGUGCUAUCUUCUUCUCUUUGAUUUACUUCUUCCUCAACGCGCUUGCCGAAACUCCCGCCACUGUGCUUUCUCGCUCGAUCGUCGUCAAGCAGAGAAAGCUUGGUCUUUCUCACCCGUCUGCUUACGUUCUGGCUCAGACUAUCGCUGACCUUCCUAUCUCACUGUUCCAAGCCCUGGUCUUUUCUUGCUGUUACUACUUCAUGCUUGGUCUCGGCAAGACGGCAUCUCAAUUCUUCAUCUUCUCCCUUAUCGUCUGGGUCCACUACGGAGCUACCAGUGCUUUGUUCCGCAUGAUCGGCGCAAUCGCUCCCAACCUCAAUCUCGCGUUGUUGAUGGCUGGAGCUGCGAUUCCUCCCUGCCUUACAUACUCUGGUUUCGCUCCUCCAUGGCCGACUUUGCACAAGUGGGGUAGCUGGAUCCGCCGCAUCUCACCCUCACCCUGGGCUUUGGAAGCCCUGAUGGGAAACGAGUUUUACGACAUUACGCUCUCUUGCACUGAUUCUCAGAUGGUUCCUAGUGGUCCCGGCUACAAUAACCUUGCCAAUCAGGGCUGCACAUUGCCUGGUAGUGUCAAGGGCAGUCCGGAUGUACCUGGUUCAACUUACCUCGCGUUGACAUAUGACAUGCACAGAUCCAAUCUUUGGAGAAACUUUGGUAUUAUCCUUGCCAUGUGGGCCAUCUACACCAUCAUUGCAGCCGUCGGUCUUGCCUUUACUGCUCGCGAACAGGGUGGUGCUAGCGGUCACGUCUUCAAGCGUGGUGCUCAGACCGAGACUAUGCCAACCACUGCCAACUCCAGUGGCAUGACACUCGGCGAGCAAGACCUUGAAAAGCAACCCAGCCGUACCGUUGAGAACUUGACCCUGGACCCCGCAUCUUCUGCCUCUUCAGCCACUCACAUCGACGAUAAUGCCAGCGAACAUGGAAAGGUCGGAGACAAUGGAUCUUCAUUCACCUUCGAGAAUGUCAACUACUUCGUGAACGUGGCAGAUGGCGAAAAGCAGCUCCUUCAGAACGUCUCUGCCUACGCCCGUCCAGGUCAACUUACUGCCCUAAUGGGAGCUUCUGGAGCUGGAAAGACUACUCUCUUGGACACUAUCAGUCAGAGAAAGAGUGAAGGCCGCGUUGAAGGUGCCAUGAGACUCAAUGGUCAUCCUCUUGACGCUACCUUCGGAAGAUCUUGUGGUUUUGCCAUGCAGCAAGAUGUGCAUGAGCCAUUCUCGACUGUCAGAGAAGCCCUUCAAUUCUCUGCUGAGCUCCGCCAACCUGCUGAUGUUCCUCAUGCUGAGAAGAUGGAGUACUGCGAGUAUAUCAUCAAGCUGCUCGAAUUAGGCCCUAUCGCCGAUGCUCUCAUUGGUACACCCGGUGAGGGUGGUCUCGGAGUCGAGGAGCGCAAGCGUGUCACCAUUGCAGUUGAGCUCGCUGCUAAACCAAGCUCACUCCUGUUCCUAGAUGAGCCUACAAGUGGUCUAGAUUCGCAAGCUGCUUACAGUAUUGUCCACUUCCUGCAGAGAAUCGCAAGGGAGGGCAUCCCCAUUAUCUGUACUAUCCAUCAGCCAUCCGGUGUGCUCUUUGAAAUGUUCGAUCACGUCCUUCUCCUCGCACCUGGCGGUCGUACCAUUUACUUCGGUGAGACUGGCAAGAACUCUGGAAAGGUUGUCGAGUACUUCGAUCGUUAUGGCGCACACAUGAACGAAUCCGAGAAUCCUGCCGAAUUCAUCAUCUCCACCGUCUCUGGCGCCGACAACUCCGCUGUCUGGCACGACAACUGGCUUCAAUCACCUGAGAAGGCUCGUGUUCAGCAGACUAUCGAGAUGAUCAACGAGAAGGCAUCUGUUGUCGUCCAGUCUACUUCCUCCAGCAAGGGUGAAUUUGCUAUGCCCAUCUGGCCUCAGAUCAAGGCUGUUACCAAGCGUCAUUGGAUCUCGGUCUGGCGUGAUGGCAGCUACAACUUCAGUCGCUUCUUCAAAUUCUUGUGGUGUGAGCUUUUCAUCUCCUUCACCUAUUUCAUGGUCAAGACCGAUAUCCAAGGUUUGCAGAACAACAUGCUCAACCUUCUCAUCAUUGUUCAGAUCAUUCCUGCUGUCGCUCCUGAUCUUCAGUCCAUGUGGUUCAGCAAGUGGGCAACGUUCGAAGCCCGCGAGAGAAACGGCAUCUAUUCCUGGAAGGCUCUGACAACUGCCAUGAUCUCUGUCGAAGUGCCUUAUAUGAUUGUCGGCUUUACUCUGAUCUACUUCUGCAUGUACUGGACAGUCGGCUAUAGCACCGAGACCACCAUCGCAGGUUACGAGUACCUCCAAUUCAUCACCUGUGGUAUCUUCGCUUUAACCUGGAACCAAGUUCUUGCAACCAUGUUCUCCAACAUGCAGACUUGUGGUCUUGCCUCUGCACUUUUCUGGAAUAUCCUUAUGAUUUUUAACGGUACACUGAUCCCUCACGCCGCACUCAACGACUUCUACCGCAAUUGGCUCUACUGGCUCGACCCCUUCCGCUGGUUCUUCGGCGGCAGCGUGAGCAACCUUUUGAAGCCUGUUCCUGUCAAUUGCUCUGCCAAUGACCUUGCUCGCUUCGAUCCUCCCGCUGGCCAAACUUGUGCUGCGUAUGCUGCCGACUACCUUGCCCGCAGCACUGGAUACCUUGUUAAUCCUGACGCAACUGAGAACUGUGGAUAUUGUCCUUAUUCUACUGGAUCAGAGUAUGCAGCUACCAUGGACUAUUACUACAGCCAGAGAUGGAGGGAUUGGGGUAUCUUUUUGGUGUUUGCGGUGGUGUCUAAUGUUGCGCUAAUCUACUUUAUUACUUGGUUUACCAGGGUUAGAGGUAGAAAGACCAAGAGCGCUUGA